Messenger RNA from Aspergillus brunneoviolaceus CBS 621.78, 1419 nucleotides. RefSeq names its product purine and uridine phosphorylase. Gene Ontology annotation, molecular function: catalytic activity. NCBI's taxonomy places the organism in Eukaryota, Fungi, Ascomycota, Eurotiomycetes, Eurotiales, Aspergillaceae. Gene Ontology annotation, biological process: nucleoside metabolic process. The transcript has 4 exons. The coding region runs from base 1 to 1062 and encodes 353 amino acids. The record is from RefSeq and is a predicted model, not a curated record.
AUGUCCUCACUGAACUACUACACAGUAGGCUGGAUAUGCGCCUUGGAGGAAGAAUACGAAUGCGCCUGCCGCAUGCUAGAUGAGGUGUACGCCGGCCCCGAGACCCUCCCAGACGGCGACAACACCUACGCCUUCGGUAGAAUCCGAAACCAUGGGUCUACCUCGCGCGUGGCGAGAGACAUGGUGAGGACGUUUCCACGUCUACGGUUUGCAUUGCUUGUAGGAAUCGGAGGCGGAGCGCCGACAGCGGAGACGGAUAUCCGGCUGGGCAAUGUGGUGGUCAGUACGCCGCAGGGGACACUCGGGGGUGUCAUUCAGUAUGAUCUGGGUAAACGUCUACCCGACGGUCGGUUCAAGCUGACGGGGGAGUUGAAUGCUCCGCCGGACAAGCUGCUCUCGGUCGUUGGGGAUCUGCGGCGGCGGUAUAAAAAUCUCAGGAAGCCGGAUUUUGUCGCAGAGCAUAUUCGGCUCGUGGAGGAUAUUUCGGGGUAUCAGCGACCGCAGCGGGAUGAUUUGUACCGUGCUGAGUAUCAGCAUGAGGAGGGAAAGGCCUGUGAGGGGUGCGAUGUCAUGCAGACUGUGCCGAGGCCACAGCGAAGUAGUCGGCGGGUGAUAGCCGUGCAUCACGGAACGAUUGCAUCGGGGAAUUCCGUGAUCAAGGAUGCUGCCACGCGGGACUUUUACGCUCGCAAUCCAGAGCUGAAGGUUCUGUGCUUCGACAGGGAAGCUGCCGGGGUGAUGAAUAACCUGCCUUGCCUGGUCAUUCGUGGCAUUGGGGAUUAUGCGGACUCGCAUGAUAAUGAGCACUGGCGGAAAUAUGCUGCCUUGACCGCUGCGGCGUAUGCACGCGAGCUCCUUCUUUCUUUGAGAUCACGGGCUGUGGAUGUUGUACCGUCUUCCAGUGAGGUUCUUUUGCAGAAAAUGAAGCUUCUCGAAGACAGACUUGACCUAGUAGAGCUUCCCAGAGUCAACAGAGCCGUAUUCAAUGAGCAUAUGCACCAAUACAAGGAUGAGUGUCUCGAGGACACCCACAGUGAUGUUUAUCGUCAGAUCGCGGAGUGAGCAGGAGGUCCCACCGGGAAGUCCAUCUUCGGCAGGUGAGGUUGGAGAGGUUGAAGGGGAAGAGCAGGCUCUGACAAACAGAGACCAGUUUGAGGGGCUGGUGGAAGGAAUUCGCUCUGUUGAAAGAGGCAGUGCUGAUUCUGUGAUACCCUUACCCCAUGUACCCCUUUGAUAUCUCGGUAAAUGGGCUUACUGGAAAGCUGAGAUUCUGAAAUGAAUUGCAUGUCCUAUUGACGGAAGGCUCUAUGUUACAUUAACUGAAUAUGUGCGAGAUAUAUCGACUAAAUCGGUAUCAACAGCAGCGCAAGGCAAGUGGCGCUUCAAUAAGACAUUAAAUGACGGAAAGAAUUUAUAAGG